AUGGCUCCAGUCUUUGCGAAGGCUUUCUCAAUCACAGGUGUGGGAGCUUUCGCUGAGCAAAGAAAGGUCGUAAAAGAACAAUUCAAGCGCAAACUACCUGAGAUGCUCCAGGACGCUCGGAACUUUAUCGAGGAAGAGCUCGUUUCAAGCAAGACGGAGCGUGUGAACAAGCUGCGAGGGUCAAUUUUUACGCCCAACAGCAAGCCCGGGACUCGUCUCAAUGAGCUGGACAAGAUCUUCAAGAACCUGCUGCGGGACGCGCGUGCCCCCGCGAGCAAGAACGCCGGUAGAUCUCAGGGCACGCAAUCAGAGUCUGUCACGACGGCCAAAGAAACGAUCCGCGCCGCACUCGACGAAUGGCAUGAAUACUGGCAGCCCAUCGAACAAGCGCUACCAAAGCGGCCGACAAGUAUGAUUUCUGACGAUAGCGAGAACGAGGAGGAGGAGGAGGAGCUUAAAACUCCGGACAAGAAGAAGAUCGCAGGCGGCAAAGCGAAACCGAAGGCAAAGCCAAAGGCUAAUAAAGUGCCACCGAAGCCCAAGGCCACGCCGAGGCCCAGGGGUUCUUCCAAGACCAACGUUGAGGCUCUGCCGCAAUCGAAAAUAGUCGAAGUAAAGGCUCAGCCUCGCAGCAUGUCAGUGGUCAAGACGGAAGAAGAUGACGAGAUGCAUACUGGUGGAACCAUGGCUGCUGACGAUGCGCCACACACUGGAGGCUCACCAGCUAGCAGGCAACAGAUAGGGGCUAUGAUGGCAGCUGUCACAGCGGAGACUGAAGCAUUGCCCGGGGAUAGGCAGGGCAAUUCCGCCAAAUAG
Molecule: messenger RNA, 816 nt
Organism: Verticillium alfalfae VaMs.102
Lineage: Eukaryota; Fungi; Ascomycota; Sordariomycetes; Glomerellales; Plectosphaerellaceae
Exons: 2
Coding region: 1-816 (271 amino acids)
Source: RefSeq, a predicted model, not a curated record